CCAGCCGCACGUGACGUAAUCAGAGCGCGACCGGCAUGAUGCGCCAGUGGCGGACCUUGGCGACCUUGUCGGUUGGAGCGGCCGUCGGCGCCUCGGCGAGCCGCCUAUGGAGUCUUAGGGGGGAGGAGGAAGAGGAGGAGGCCGCUCUGCUGGCCCGGGUGCCGCUGGUUCCGGUACCGAGCGUCCACGCCUCCUCCGAAUUGACGGCGAGCAGGCCUUCAGGGGGCGCUGUAAUGAAAUACGGCUUCCCGUCCCUAGCCAACGUUCGCACGAAAGAAUCGUAUGUGACCUCGUACGACCCGCGAACCAGGACGCCCGCGUGGGUCAUCGAGAGGCUCGCAGGCGACACGCUCGGCGGGACGGCCGACAGGAAGUGCUGCGACUUCAAGGAGGACGACAGCGUUCACGUCUUCCACCGCGCCACCAAUGACGACUACAAAGGCAGCGGUCUCGACAGAGGUCACAUGGCGGCGGCGGCCAAUCACAAGUGGAGCCAGAAGGCCAUGGACGACACCUUCUACCUGACCAACGUUGCCCCUCAGAACCCCCACUUGAACCAGAAGGCGUGGAACAAUCUGGAGAAGUUAUGUCGCUCGCUCACCAAAUGCUACGCCAACGUCUACGUGUGCACAGGUCCGCUCUACCUGCCCAGGCAGGAAGCUGACGGCAAACUUUACGUGCGCUACCAAGUUGUGGGCCGGAACCAUGUGGCCGUGCCGACGCACUUCUUCAAGGUGUUAAUCCUGGAGCGCCGCGGCGGUCAGCAGGGCGUGGAACUGCGCUCGUACGUCCUUCCCAACGAGCCCGUGGACGAGAAAAUUCCUCUGGAACGUUUCCUGGUUCCUAUAGAAACCAUCGAGAGGGCGUCGGGCCUCCUUUUUGUCCCCAAUAUCGUCAGGGCGAGCGGCGGCGCCGUCAGCGCCAUCGCCAACAAAUAGAAGUCAAAGGAGGAAGUGCUUCCGAGCUGGCGAGCGAUUUGAUGAGUGGACGCCGUCGGCGGUCCUUCAGUCAGCGAUUGGUGACGUGGGCAACUAUUGAAGUGCAAAAAUAAAACCAGCAAGCAUUCAUCCAAAGCAAAA
Molecule: messenger RNA, 1079 nt
Organism: Hippocampus zosterae (dwarf seahorse)
Lineage: Eukaryota; Metazoa; Chordata; Actinopteri; Syngnathiformes; Syngnathidae
Gene: endog
Product: endonuclease G
Exons: 6
Coding region: 36-938 (300 amino acids)
Biological process (GO): apoptotic DNA fragmentation
Cellular component (GO): nucleus; mitochondrial inner membrane
Molecular function (GO): single-stranded DNA endonuclease activity; nucleic acid binding; metal ion binding
Source: RefSeq, a predicted model, not a curated record